CCCUACUUGACGAGAAGCUCAGCCUCAAUUCGCCCGCAGAAUUUCAAUCUAAGCUCCGACGUGGGCUCAGGUCGUUAUAAUCACCUCCACCGGCCAGGCCACCGUGAGCCACUGCCGGACGAUUUCCCUAUCUCUCUUUCGGUUACUGCUCAGUUGGCUCAUCGUCGUUUUUUCUUGUUAAUUUAAAUUUGAUGGAUACCAAUAAUUGGGGACCUUCUCAAGGCACUGAACCAACUAUGGAUACAAAUGAUUGGAGAGCUCAACUACAACCUGAAUCACGCCAAAGAAAUGUCAACAAAAUGAACCCGUUCCUCUUUAUCAAAUUGAUUAUUGCAACAAUGAUCAUCAGAAUGGAAACAUUGAAAAGGCAUCUUCCAUGUUCUGGUGAAGAGGGAAUACGUGAGCUUCGAAUGAUUGCUCAAAGGUUUGAAGAGAAGAUUUAUACUGCUGCAACUAGCCAGCCUGAUUAUCUACGGAAAAUAUCUUUGAAGAUGCUUACAAUGGAGAAUAAAUCCCAGAACAACAUAAACAACCCUAUGCCAUCAAACCCAGGUGGCCCCAGUAAUCAACCUCCUGAUAAAGGGAUCUAAGCUCAUCUUCCUCAUUCAAGCUUACUAUGAAGUUUAGCCAGUCAAAGAAGUCCUAGGUUUCUUGAAGAUGGCGAUGGUUGGUUAAAUUUCUUAGUGAAAUUCUAAAGAGAUAAAGAUAGAGGAUGAAUCUAUAACUUCAUUUGGCCAAGUUUUGCUUGUUUCCUAUUAUCUUUUACUUGAUGGUUAAACGUCUUACUCUAGAGUUUGGUUUUUAUUGCUUUUAAAUUCUAAUGUAAGUUUGAUCUUUAUGCAAAGAGAAAAUGAUUGUGAGGUUAAUUUCUCUCUUUGGAUGUCAUGAACUAAUUCGGCCACUCCUUAUUAGACACAUAAUUUUGUGUUUUUUAUUUAGUGAAAUAUAUAUGUUGAUAUUGUAUAA
Messenger RNA from Prosopis cineraria, 966 nucleotides. RefSeq names its product mediator of RNA polymerase II transcription subunit 15a-like. The record is from RefSeq and is a predicted model, not a curated record. The transcript is spliced from 6 exons. Gene Ontology annotation, biological process: regulation of DNA-templated transcription. Gene Ontology annotation, molecular function: transcription coactivator activity; chromatin DNA binding. Lineage: Eukaryota; Viridiplantae; Streptophyta; Magnoliopsida; Fabales; Fabaceae. Bases 192 to 590 code for a protein of 132 amino acids.